AUGUCCGAACAAGCACCGAAGCCAAACUCAAUGGCAGAUGUCCUUUCAAGGUUGCCAGACAAGCGCCCAGUUCAAAUUCAAAUUGCCCAAUUGAACGCUCAUCUGUCAAACACCAUUAAGACUCUCCAAAGUAGUCUUAUGUUAGAGAUAGCCAAUCUCAAAGCCAAUGUCCUCACGAACCAAGCUUCCAAUGAGAAAGUCCUGAACGAUUUCGCGGAAACCUUGCGCCAAUACGACAUAGAGAACCAAAACCUUGCCCGACUCAUCUACCGUUUCUUCGAAGAGAUAGACGCCAUCUGGAAGGUACUCGGAAAGGACAGAACAUGCAACACCGUAAUUCGUGAACACAGAAUUGCCGAAGGUAUUAUCAAAGAAGAGGAAGAAGAGGAAGAAGAGGAAGAAGAGGAAGAAGAGAAACACGAAGAAGUUCCUGAAGCCGCUACAUGGGCAACCCUUGUUGCCGAUGACGCUUACGAAAUUUCCCAACCCUACCCAUACAAAAUCCGCAACAAGGAGACAGGCAAGGUUCUUACCCCAGUCCUCAACAACUUGGGACACUUGAACCUUAACCUUCGGAAUUACGGUUCAAUUUCCAUGGGAAGGCUUGUCGGUAUGCAAUGGGUUCCAAAUCCAGACAAGAAGACGAGGGUCAGACACAUUGACGGUGACAAGCUCAACAACCGUAAGGAGAACCUCGAGUGGUUCUAA
Trichomonas vaginalis G3 is the source of this 708-nucleotide messenger RNA. Its product is annotated as cytochrome B-C1 complex subunit 6, mitochondrial family. Lineage: Eukaryota; Parabasalia; Trichomonadida; Trichomonadidae. Bases 1 to 708 code for a protein of 235 amino acids. The record is from RefSeq and is a predicted model, not a curated record. The transcript has a single exon.